Oikopleura dioica is the source of this 558-nucleotide messenger RNA. The record is from the annotation of a GenBank genome assembly. NCBI's taxonomy places the organism in Eukaryota, Metazoa, Chordata, Appendicularia, Copelata, Oikopleuridae.
AUGGAUUUCGAAAGUAUAGGUGAUUGGGACUUUAUGAGAGGAAGUGAUGUUCGAAAAAUUCCAUCAUGCUCUACCCCUGACAGUUCUGUUCAAGACUAUUCAAAUGCAUAUUUCUCUGAGGAUGAAAAUUUCGUUGGAAGCCCGAGUGAAAAGAUCACAGAUCUUAUAAUGAAGGAGUUCGACUAUUAUACCAAUUGUAUCCGCCCGGAGCCGAUAAUUCAAACAGUUUACCAACAACCUGCUCAAGUAUUUCAAAUUCCUAUUGAAGAAGAAGCUCAAACCCAGACCCUGAUCAUCAAUCAAUCCUCAAUAAUUCCAAUUUAUGCCGAACCAAUUCAAAUGAUAACAACAGUUCAAAAUGCAUUUCCAGUGCAAGAAACUGUCGUCGCCAACUCUACGACAGAGAAAUUGAAGAGUCAGUUGAUCGCUAAGAUCAAUGAGAAGCAGCAGAAUAAGACUCGUUCAUCGCCAGAAUCUCCAGAAGUGAGUAGCCAAAAGAAAGAAAUCAAAAAGGAGACGAGCGUGAGAGCUGUUAAAAUUCAGCUAAAGAUCGACUGA